This is a messenger RNA of Polypterus senegalus (gray bichir), 3632 nucleotides long. RefSeq names its product ubiquitin interaction motif containing 1 (gene uimc1). Bases 505 to 3237 code for a protein of 910 amino acids. Gene Ontology annotation, biological process: double-strand break repair; positive regulation of DNA repair. Gene Ontology annotation, cellular component: BRCA1-A complex. Lineage: Eukaryota; Metazoa; Chordata; Cladistia; Polypteriformes; Polypteridae. The record is from RefSeq and is a predicted model, not a curated record. Gene Ontology annotation, molecular function: histone binding; K63-linked polyubiquitin modification-dependent protein binding. The transcript is spliced from 14 exons.
AUAGAAUAACAUUGCAGCAGCAAGCUGAAGAUGAAGCAGUGAAGAAGGCUAUUGAUGAGAGUUUAUGUUAUUUUUAGAUUAUGCCGUGGCUCCCCACAUGCUGGAUAGAAAUUGAAUAGAUAAGUAAAUUUUACACUGUUUUCAUUUAUAUUACAGUAUCAAAGUUUAACAUUUUUGCCAGUUUAGGAAAAAUGCAUUUAUGUUUAAUUGAGUUAAGUAAUUCAAAAAGUAAUGUUCAUACUUAUUUGCACCAUCACCAGUCUGAUUAAAAAUUAUAAUGUUAUUUUCAGAAUUGUUAAGAUAUCGUAUUUUAUAUGUGAUUAUUUUGUAAUGUACAUAUUAGUAGUGUUCUAUUACUUUAGAUACUAUAGAUAAAUUUGACUUAAAGUUCGACAGGUUUUUGUAAACACAGGUGGAACUCAAGUGAAGUAGAUAGAGCAGGCAAACUGAACUGAUGGAACUCUGUCUUAUUUUAAUUUAGGAACCAAACUUUUUCUAACACUAAUGUUAAACAUUACCAUGCCAGUAUUACAUAAUAAUUACACAAGGAAAUGUAAUAUAUUUCUUUUCUUCAAACUAUUUCAGCAUACCAAUACUAACAAAGAUGUUGGAUUGAUAAAAUACAAGGAAGAUAUGGUUUGCAGUAAUUCGUUUGAGAUGGAUAAUAACCCAGAUCACCUAGAGGCAUUGGAUAUUGGCCAUCCAAUAAACAAUGAGUCAAAUUCUGUAAUGGUCCAUGGAAGCACAAUUUAUUUGAAGAGAGACCCUCUUAUUGUACUUGACAAAUUAAGCCAAGAUAUUCUCAGCAGCUGUUCAGAGUCAGGUUUUGUUUUUUGUUCACAAGUGGAUUCUGUGAGUUUGACACCUUUAAAUAGCCAAAAAUAUGGCACAAGUCAGACCUCUGGGAUUACCACAAGCCCUGUAUUUCCAAAAAGAAAAAAUGAGGAGAAUUUUUUGCAAAGUGAGAGUAGCCUUGCUAUUUUAAAUGAAGGUGAUAAAAGCGACACAUUGCCAAAUAAAGUUCCCAGCACUAAUGAAGAAAGCUGUUUGUUUCCUAAAAAUAGAAGAAACUGUGACUACCAUUUUAUUAUGACCAAAGAGCAAAUAGGAGAUUGGGGUGCUUCUAAGCAGGAAGAAACUGUUAAUGAUUCUGGUAAGAAUGAAAAGUCUUUAAAGUGGAGAGAGAGACUACAGUACAAGCGACGCUUAUCAAGAAUGACAGAGGAUGAGCUGGUGGCCUUGGCAAUGAGAAUGAGUGAGCAAGAAACCAAGCAAAUGAUGCAGCAACCGAAUGAAAGCAAUAGUGAGGAGGACACAUGGAAGUCUUUAAAAGCGAGUCUCUGUGAAAAAAGAAACAGCUGUAUAAAUGAUCAUGAAGGAGUGUCCCAUCUGUUAGAAAACAGUAGCUUCUCCAGCUCUUCAGACUCUGAAUCUCUGCCUAAAAGUACAGGUAUAUCGCAUCAUCAGCAGAACUGUGAGCGAAGUCCUUGUCUUCUUUUGAAGAAGCUAAGCAAUGACAUUGUUGGCAGUUGUAAGGAAUCGGGAUUUGUUAUAUGUUCUCAGGAUAUGCCUUUAUCCACAUCUCUGCCUUUAAGUUCACAGUCCUCCCUGAUUAAAGAUUGGUCAGCACACAAGAGCCCUACGUUCUCUAAAAGCAGUUCAUCAAGAAAAAGCUUCACAUCAAGUAAUGUGCAUGAACAGAAAUGUAUUAGGCGGCAACUGGUAUUUGGAAUGAGUAAUCUUUCAGAUGUAAAUGGUGAUGUCUGUGAUAAUGUGGAACUAAAUAUUUGCACUGAUAACCCUACAGGAGUAUACCACAACACAAACCAACAGGAUGCUGUUUCAGGUAACUUAGAAAGUCCUGUUGGUAUUAAUGUGAAGAAGACCCAGAAAGGAAGUUCCAAGGAAGCAUGCACUGUACACUAUUACUGGGGCAUUCCCUUCUGUCCUAAGGGUCUAAAUCCAGAUGACUAUACCAAAAUCAUCUUAUGUCAGCUGGAGGUAUAUGAAAAAAGUUUAAAGGAUGCUCAGAGGGAUCUGUUUCAUAAAGCAGAAUGGGGAGAACCUGUGCUCCCAGAACCACCAGAACACAUGAACUGUAAACGGCCUAGAUCUUGUAGAUUAGGAAAAGGAGCCAGCCAAAAGCAAGAGUCCAUAUGUGUAGAAAAAGAGCCAGAGGAAGAUGAAGUAGAGGUUGAUGUGGUAGAACCUGAUGAGUGUGAAAACUUGGACAAGGAGAGAAAUAGAACAGUGGAGCAGGAAAUGGAAGAAGAAAAAAGUGCAAGAGACACACAGACUCAUUCGACUUCUUCAUCUUAUCGUGUUCAGCAUUUUGCUUUGCCGGCAUCACCUCUGCUGUUUAAUACUGAAGAUACAGGAGAACAUGAAAUGACACCAAGUGUAAGAUGUGACAUUAUGGAAGAGAAUUCCAGUCAGCAUAAAGGAAAUGAUGAGACUGAAGAGUCUGAAGUUUGUCCAGAAAGUCUUAUUAGUGAAGAGGCUGAUCCUGUGAUACUGAAAGAAAGCUCAUUAGAAGUACAGGAAGGCCUGGUGCUGGUGAAUGAUGAUGACUAUGGUAACGACAAAGUGGGAAAGUCCACUUUAGGCAACAGGAAUGACAAUAUUGAAUGCCCUAUCUGCAGAAAAAGCUUUCCUCCUCAGCACAUUGAAUUGCAUGCAGCCUAUUGUGAUGGUAUUGAGGAAAUAGUGGAUGUAGAAGAGACAAUUCCAAAAGUGAAGUCUUCAAGACGAAGCAGUAGAAAGCCAGAUUCGCUAAACUACAAAUUCAACAGUUCCUCAGUCAAAACAUCUGAGAAGUGUUUCAUCUGCCAAAGCUGGAUUUCUUUAACUGAGUACAACAGUCAUGUUGAUAAAUGCAUUAUUGGCAGCACAAAAGGAAAAGCCGUGAGCAAAGAAAGACUACUGACUGCUUUGGAACAAACUGAACUUCAGAAUAUAGGAAAUGCAGAUGUGGGUCCAUCACAUUCAUUCUUCAAAGAGAACUGCACAAGUAUCUCCAUCCAUAGUGAUGACGAUGAUGACGAUGGUGAUAAUAAUGAAACAUCUCGACAAACUGCAGACAAAACUGCCUGGUCAUUUACAGUGAGUGACUCUCCAAUCAAAUCAUUUGUUCCUAUCUCUCAAGCCACAGACUGCUUGAUUGACUUUAAACAGCAGUUUACCUCCAAGAGAGGGAAACGAGGAGUGGAUAAAGCUAGAAAAAGGAGGUUUAAAUGAUUUUUUAUUUGCCAGUUUAUCAUUUGAAAAAUAAACUUUUUUUUAGUUUGACAUCAGGACCCUAAGUUUAUUAAAAAUGGCAACCACAGUUAAAAAAAUAGAAUUUUUAUGGUCUGCUGAAUUGUCUAAUCAAAAUCUUUUUUGUGCAUUAAUAUUUCUGUAUUUAAAAUUUUAUAUGGAAAGAUUUCCCUAUAAGUAUGUUUUGAAUCAAAUUAAAUUUGCAGCAAAAACAGUUUGCUCAUUUUUAUUUUCUACAUUUGAAAUGUAAAUGAGUAUCUGACAAUAAAUGACUUUAACACUGUGGUGUUUGUAUUAUAUAAAUGUUUAUAUUCUGAAUAUGAAGUAGCAGCCUUAUUCAUCUGCAAUAAAUUCUUCUGAAGCAUUUUUAUAUAUUU